Messenger RNA from Penicillium expansum, 504 nucleotides. RefSeq lists its product as uncharacterized. Bases 1 to 504 code for a protein of 167 amino acids. The record is from RefSeq and is a predicted model, not a curated record. Lineage: Eukaryota; Fungi; Ascomycota; Eurotiomycetes; Eurotiales; Aspergillaceae. The transcript has 4 exons.
AUGGACAAAAUCAAGUCACCCAAGGAGGAACCUCAAGAGAAGAUAGAGUCCCAACCUACAACUGUUGAAGAGUACCAGAAGAAAUGGGAUCAGAUGCUCCAAGACACAGCAAAGCAGAUCGACAAGAUCCCAGUCGUCCAACCAUCCCUACCACUCGACGUCGUCGCUCACAAUGCCACCGUGAUCCUAAGCGGUGUGCUACUGGGAGCACUGCUUGCGUUCGUCACUUCUCACCUGGGCUGGCUGCGCCACCAUGUCCGUCUAAACGAUCGGUUGGUCAACGCCAUCUUCCCACUAGGGCCGCAAGUCUUUUUCUUUACAUUACCGUUGUGGUUUAUUGUGGCAUUACGUCCCGCUGUGCGCUUUUCCGUGCUGAUAAUGGAAUACGCUACUGUGAUUUGUCAAUCAUUGAUGGCUUAUAUAUUCCCAGUUCCGGAGUACAAUGACAUUCUCGAGAGCAGUAUCAAAAUCCCGGCUCAAAUGACCAAGACAUGGACUAGUUGA